Coturnix japonica (Japanese quail) is the source of this 4619-nucleotide messenger RNA. It is a transcript of the gene PIGA, whose product is annotated as phosphatidylinositol glycan anchor biosynthesis class A. Gene Ontology annotation, cellular component: glycosylphosphatidylinositol-N-acetylglucosaminyltransferase (GPI-GnT) complex. Lineage: Eukaryota; Metazoa; Chordata; Aves; Galliformes; Phasianidae. Gene Ontology annotation, biological process: GPI anchor biosynthetic process. Gene Ontology annotation, molecular function: phosphatidylinositol N-acetylglucosaminyltransferase activity. The record is from RefSeq and is a predicted model, not a curated record.
AGGCAGCCUCGCUGUUACCGCGGUGACGCGGCCGUGCCCGGAUAUGGGAAGGCGGCGGGCAGCGCCCAGCGAGCGGCGGCGGGCGGCAGGUACGUGCGCGGCCCCCCCUGCCAGGCGGGUGGCGGCUGCUGGAGGUGAGCGCUCUCCUGAAGGGCCCGCGGCGGCUGCGUGCCCCUCCGGCAGUGCGGCCUGUGCUUGGGACAUGGCCGGGCCCAGCCACGGCGAGGGGCCCGCUGGGGUCCGGAGGGCGGCCGGGAGAGAGUGAUGGCACCUCGUCGUUGCCCCUGUGGGAGGAUGGGGGCAGGGAGAGCGCAGAGCGUCUGCAUGGUGUCGGACUUCUUCUACCCCAAUAUGGGCGGCGUGGAGAGCCACAUCUAUCAGCUGUCGCAGUGCCUCAUCGAGCGUGGCCACAAGGUACUGGUGGUCACCCACGCCUACGGCAGCCGUAAGGGCGUCCGCUACCUGACCAACGGGCUGAAGGUGUAUUACCUGCCCCUCAGGGUGAUGUACAACCAGUCCACAGCCACCACGCUGUUCCACAGCUUGCCUCUGCUCAGGUACAUCUUUGUGCGGGAGCGUGUCACCAUCGUCCAUGCCCACAGCUCCUUCUCAGCCAUGGCGCACGACGCGCUCUUCCAUGCCAAGACCAUGGGGCUGCGCACCGUGUUCACUGACCACUCGCUCUUUGGCUUUGCGGACGUCAGCUCGGUGCUCACCAACAAACUUCUGACCGUGUCCCUGUGCGAUACCAACCACAUCAUCUGCGUCUCCUACACCAGUAAGGAGAACACGGUGCUGCGAGCGGCGUUGGACCCCCGCAUCGUCUCCGUCAUCCCUAAUGCUGUGGAUCCCACUGAUUUCACCCCAGACCCAUCCAGGAGGGAUGACAGCACCGUAACGAUUGUGGUGGUCAGCAGGCUUGUUUACAGAAAAGGUAUAGAUUUGCUUAGUGGUAUAAUUCCUGAGCUCUGUCAGAAGUAUCCAGAGUUACAUUUCCUAGUCGGAGGAGAAGGACCAAAACGAAUUGUACUCGAAGAAGUGCGGGAAAGAUACCAGCUACAUGACAGGGUACGUCUCCUAGGAGCCUUGGAACACCAGGAUGUUAGAGAUGUUCUAGUCCAGGGUCACAUUUUUCUCAACACUUCCCUCACUGAAGCCUUUUGUAUGGCAAUUGUGGAAGCAGCAAGCUGUGGUUUACAGGUGGUGAGUACAAGAGUUGGUGGGAUUCCUGAGGUGCUUCCAGAAAAUCUAAUUAUUUUAUGUGAACCUUCUGUAAAGUCUUUGUGUGAUGGACUUGAGAAGGCAAUUGCCCAGCUCAGAUCAGGAAAACUACCGUCUCCAGAAAGCAUUCAUAAUAAAGUGAAGACAUUUUACUCAUGGAGGAAUGUAGCAGAGAGAACUGAAAAAGUGUAUGAGAGGGUUGCAGAUGAAGUGGUUUUACCAAUGGAUGAGAGACUUGACAGACUAAUAUCUCACUGUGGCCCAGUGACUGGGUAUAUUUUUGCUCUUUUUGCUGUUCUGAACUUCCUUUUCUUGUUGUUUCUGAGGUGGAUGACUCCAGAUUCCAUUAUUGAUGUUGCAAUAGAUGCCACAGGUCCAAAUGGUGCAUGGACUAAACAGUAUUUUGGGGGGAAAAGAGGAAGAGUUAAAGAAGAACCUCCAAGCUCCAAAAAUGCUCAAGUGGAAAGAAAGAACACAGCAGUCCCUAGAGGUUUUAAGGCUUGCUGAUAGAUGUUGCUACUUAAAUUCUUAAGUUUCUUUCUGGAGUUCUUUGAAAGAAACUUAAUUAAAAUGUACUACCUCAAUUUAGGACUAGUUUUGAGUUCUUGAAAGUAUAUGAACAUCACUUUGCACUUAAAGCUGAGGGAGAACAUGGAUUUUUAUGUGUCAAGAGCCUUUGAGACAAAAAAUAUUUUUUUUUUCUCUGUAAAUUGAAUAUUACAGACAGUGAUGUCUGUACAGUGAUAUCACUGUACAGACAGUGAUAAGCUUUUGUGGUAAUUUAAAGAGCAAAACAGAAAAAUUAUUAUUUAUUGUAAUUUCCAUCAAUUCCUCAUAAUUACUGUGAUUUUUGAGACCUGUCUAAACAAAAUGUACCUUUUCUUUCCUGAGAUGAAAAUGGCAGUUGAAAACCCUCAUAAAUUCGUUAUUGCUCUGGAAUUCCUUAUCACUCUGAAUUCAUUGUUGCCACAGAAAUUGUAGAGAUGUAAUUCUAGCAGUUGUGUCCCAGUGACAGUGGUUUCCCUGCACAGCCUUCUACUUUUGAAGUCCUUUCAUGAAACGAGAAAAUUGGAUUAUCCUGUUGUGAAAACUCCAUAAUGAGUUUUUGAUAUUUUCUGAAUGGCUGAAUUUGUCCUCCUAACCUACACAUAAGAAAGUGAGGCAAAACUUAUGCCUUUUUUUUAAAUUAUUUUUUCCUUAAAAUACUUAGGUAGCUUUUCUAAAAUGUACAAAGGUGAAGGAAUGAUAUUGUUUAGUGACAAGCAUAAUAUAGUGUAGCCUUCAGAACCAGCUCAGGCCUGAAAACACCUCCAGCAGACUAUGCCAAAGCAUAAAUUAAUGUCUGUAUGCGUGUGUGUGUAAGUGCGUGAAUGAAAGAGAGAAAUAUGUGAGAGCUUAACAAGCCUUAACAAGAACCAUCCUACUCUUAUUUAUUAUUAUUAUUUUUUCCACUUUCCAUUCUUCUGCUUUUUACGUAAGUGGCAUUGCAGUCUCUGGGAGGGACAGUGUUAGUGUGUGUGAUUUCACUGAGGCCACACCAGAAGCACUGUCAGACAGGUUCUGCAACUUAAAUCUAGAGAGAAGGCAUCCCUUCAGUGGGAGUAACCAGUAGAUAGGCUUUUCUUGAGGGUGGGUUGUGGAGGAAGUUCCUUGUACCUGUUAGCUGUAAGUGAUUUUUAAUUGGAACAGCAGAACAUGCAGAUGUGAGAGGAGGCAAACCUCACUGAAGUCAGACAGCCAUCGAACUACCACUGCCUAAUGCACGGGCCUGAUUUCUUUUUCAACUGAAAAACUGAUGAUUUUUUUUUUUUUGACUCUAAGUAUUAUGUAGUGUUGGACAUGGUAUUAGUGUUAAAAUAGUGCAAUAUGAAAAUAUUGUUUUCGAACCCUUGAAAGGUAGUAUUUGAAACACAGCUUUUGUCAACGUCAUCUUUCUUCCCUAGCGAGAAUGUACCCUAACUGACAUUUGAUAAUUUCAGUGACCAUAUAUUCACAAAACAUGGAAAUAUUAUAUGAAAUACAUGUUACUUACAAUGUUCUUUUAAUAGAAUUUUUUAGCUUUUGAUACAUAAUGUAAAAUAUGCAUCGUCUUUCAACUUGAAUCUUUCAAACUCUAUGUUAAGGGUGGAGUUCAGUUCACCCUAAUGGUGCCACAUGUUAUGGUAAAUGGGUGGAGAUAAGGUAAUGUUUUACUUACAAAAGUUAGUUACUUUUUUUUUAACAACAACAUUCUAGUUUAUAGCAACUCUUUAAAAAUACUGACUAUCAUUCCAGGAAGAUGUUAUGCUAUUUUUUUAAUAAGAUUUUAUUGAUUCUGGUUUGUUUCUUUUUGUUCCCACAGCAGAUACAAAAGCAGAUGUAAUUUUUCAAUGGGAUUGUGAGAAUCUAUUCAAAAUAAUUCUAUUUUUUCUUUUGAGGAACACUGUGUAUUUAUAACAUAAUAAAGCAGUUCAUCCAAAUGUCUGUUUCUUUUUCUAUAAAGAAUUGGUAUUUUUCAUUAAUAUGUGGAAACAUAGAAUUAGGAAGUACAGAAAUAUGACGCAUACUGCCGCUUGUGGAUGGAUUUAUAAUGAUGACUAAAAUGUUUUGCGCAAGCAAAACUAUUUAAGCCACAACUGGUUUUACUACGCAUAUACUGUUUCCCAAUUGCAUGUAACUCUUUGGAGGGCUGAUUUAUUUACCUAUCUUGUGCAGUAGAGCAAGGGAUGAUGUCACCAUCACUCAACCGUAUACAGCGUUGAAAAGCAGCGAAUUAAACAGAAAACUUUAUUUAAAGUAAUCACAAUAACAAGAGAUCGAGCAGAGAGAGUUAUUUUAUUCAUUUCUAAACACAUAUUCCUAAAAUGCAAUUUAAUAAAACUAAAAUGUUUCAAUUAUGGUUGUGGGUAGCGUUGGAGCACUGUGAAAUACUAAGAAAGUGUUACCAAAUAGGGAGUGAUACUCAGUAACAUGUUGCAUAGAGCAAAGCCUCCUGCCUGGAGGAGGAGGGAAGACCGCAAGCCCUUCUAUAUAGAAGCUUAAUUGCCCCCUUUCGUAGAAGGGACUACAUAGUUUACCCAGAAGUGUUUUGAACUACUUUAUUUUAGUGAUGAAAAUUUUGCAUUGAUCCGUAUUAAAAUUCUAUCCCACAGACACAAGGAGAAGUUGUGUUUCCAAUACAUUAUUUGCAGACACUGUGAAGUAAAGACUGCAUGUUGGUAGUUGAAAAUUGUGUGCUAAACCAGAGCAAGUAUCAAGUGAAGUGUGAAUGUAGGAUUUGCCUUUUAGAUUGUGUUUUAGAGGAUAUGGAUAGAUCUGUAAGAGGAUAGCUGCACUGUAAUGAACUUUUUUUUUUUUUUUUUUUUUAUCAAGCUUUUCUUCAUCUUUAACAAAUAAACUUAUUUUUCCUCCUUUUGAUA